Durio zibethinus is the source of this 618-nucleotide messenger RNA. NCBI's taxonomy places the organism in Eukaryota, Viridiplantae, Streptophyta, Magnoliopsida, Malvales, Malvaceae. The record is from RefSeq and is a predicted model, not a curated record.
AUGGCUGAUGCUAUGAAGCAGAAGCUCCAACAAUCAUUGCAGGAAAGCAGUGUUCUUGACACCACAAAAACUGAAAUUGGUGCUGCAAUGGAGGAAAGCAGUGUCCUUGACACUCCCAAAAGUGAAAUUGGUGCUGAAAUGGAGCAAUUGGCACGUGCUGAAUUUGCUCUCGUGAUAGUGUUUCCAGAAGCGCAGGAUAUUCAAAACAUUUACUUAAAUUGGCAACACAGGGAAGAAAUAGCUUCAGAGUUGGUUUAUGAUACCAUACAAGAAUCUGGUGCUACUUUUUUGUCUCGGUCUGCACUAAUGUUUGCCAACGACUCCUUUCUGGCUCCUCCAAUGAGUCCCAAACAUCCUGAUCUCUGGAGUCAGCAACGGUGGAAGAGUACUUUAUGCAAAGCAGAGCUGAAACAGCGCUGUGCACGUUGCAAAGAGAUGGGGCAUUCUCAUAAACAUUGUCCUUAUCCCAUCAUUUACGUGACGGUACCAGAUUUAGGCGGGGGUCCAGAUCAGUUGAAGCCAGUGGUCUGGACACCUGUGGAAGGAAAAUAUCGAUGCAGUCGCUGUGGUCGACGUGGUCACAACCGCCGCACUUGUCAUGGACCUGUUUUCUAUUAA